Messenger RNA from Dothidotthia symphoricarpi CBS 119687, 978 nucleotides. RefSeq lists its product as uncharacterized. The transcript has a single exon. The coding region runs from base 1 to 978 and encodes 325 amino acids. NCBI's taxonomy places the organism in Eukaryota, Fungi, Ascomycota, Dothideomycetes, Pleosporales, Dothidotthiaceae. The record is from RefSeq and is a predicted model, not a curated record.
AUGCCUCCCAAGCGUCAGAAAAAGACGGUCACAAGUUCUGGCCAAAAGCGGCAGCGCAAAUUUGAGGAACUUAGGCAUAGCUACCCGGCGUUCCAGGACGCACUCGGCACUGGGGCUGUCUCAAAGAACCCUAACGCUUGCUUCCUGGGUAUUCCUAGAGAGUUGAGAGAUCUAAUCUACCAUGAGAUCUGGAAAACAAAGAAGCCUUUCAAAGUCGGGCUACCGCAGAGGAACGAUUUUCGGAUUUUUGAGGUCCAGUACAGUGCAGACAUAGUUGAACCCCGAGAGGAUGCCUUGACACCCACGGUUCAACGGUCCCCAUGGAUUCUUGCAAGUAAACAGGUGCUUGAAGAGGCUAUUCAGCAAUUUCAGCGAGAAGCAUCGUGGACCUACAUGAACCGUCCUUCCUUUAAUACAGAUGUGCGUCAAAUCGGAGGAUGGAGCUCAUCCAUUACUCGCAGGCCUGCGAAUCGGCGAAGCCCUAUCCUACUGACGAUUGACACUGUGCCGAUCAUCAAGUUCCCACAAUCUCUCUUGAUGGGCGCUUAUGGUGAGAUGGAUAACAGAGAAACACCCAUAUAUCGGAUCCAAUUCUACAGUGAUACGAGACACCUUCUCCAGUCAUUGUUUGCCAGCGUAUCCAGGACAGCUAGUCUUAGGUCUUUAUCUCUAGUUGUCGAAGGGAAGUUUGGGCGUGUCGAGGAUGAUAGAAACGUUAAAGUGUACUCCGACCUUCCGUCCUGCGACUUGCCGAAUCUCCAGACCCUAGAGGUAUUGGUUUUAUUCCGCGAAGAAGUCUCCGAGGGCACGCACUUCAUGAGUAAACUUAAAGAGAGUAUCUCUGGAAUGGGACUCGCUAUGAUGGGUGGCAACGGAACCAUACAAUUCAAAAAGAUUCUGGUACCUAUCCCACAGACAGAAUCCCAGUUCCCUCCAAGGCCAUGGUUCGACUGGAAGUUCGAGUUCAAACGAGUCUGA